Molecule: messenger RNA, 1854 nt
Organism: Notothenia coriiceps (black rockcod)
Lineage: Eukaryota; Metazoa; Chordata; Actinopteri; Perciformes; Nototheniidae
Product: endothelin-converting enzyme 1-like
Exons: 10
Coding region: 1-1071 (356 amino acids)
Biological process (GO): peptide hormone processing
Cellular component (GO): plasma membrane
Molecular function (GO): metalloendopeptidase activity
Source: RefSeq, a predicted model, not a curated record
AUGAAGCCCCACGGCUACAUGUUCAUUCUGGGAAAUAGCUGCUCUCCACGCUGGAAGCUGUGCGUCAGCGACACAGACAGCGCCCUGGGCUUCGCUCUAGGAGCCAUGUUUGUCAAAGACACCUUUCCCGAAGACAGCAAGACCAUUGCUGAGGAUAUGGUUGCAGAGAUUAAAUGGGCGUUUGAGGACAGCCUGAAAGAUGUGAGCUGGAUGGAUUCGGAGACAAAAAAAGCAGCCAAAGAAAAGGCGGAUGCAAUAUACAACAUGGUUGGAUAUCCAGAGUUCAUCAUGAACUCCACAAAGCUGGACAAAGUGUUCAAUGAUUUUGAGGUGGUGAACGAACUCUACUUCCAAAAUGUCAUGCAGUACUACAACUUCUCAGCCCGAGUGACUGCGGACCAGCUGAGGAAAACUCCCAACAGAAACCAGUGGAGCAUGACCCCUCCGACCGUGAAUGCAUAUUACAACCCAACGAAGAAUGAGAUGGUUCUGCCUGCAGGAAUCCUUCAGGCUCCGUUUUACAGUCGUUCCUGGCCUAAAGCUCUUAACUUUGGGGGAAUUGGCGUCGUCAUGGGACAUGAAUUGACUCAUGCUUUUGAUGACCAAGGGAGGGAAUACGACAAAGAUGGAAACCUGCGUCCCUGGUGGAAGAAUUCCUCAGUAGAGGCCUUCAAGACGCAGACUCAUUGCAUGGUGGAGCAAUACGGAAAUUACAGCAUCAACAAAGAGCCUCUGAAUGGAAGACACACCCUGGGAGAGAACAUCGCUGACAACGGUGGACUCAAGGCCGCCUACAAGGCUUAUGUGAACUGGGUCAAAAAGAACGGUGAGGAGGCCACGCUGCCUGCACUUGGGAUGACGAACGAUCAGCUAUUCUUUGUAGGAUUUGCACAGGUAUGGUGCUCUGUCAGGACACCUGAAAGCUCACAUGAAGGCGUCAUCACAGAUCCUCACAGUCCAUCAAGAUUCAGAGUCAUCGGCACCAUCUCCAAUUCACAAGAAUUCUCAAAGCACUUUGGCUGCAAAGCAGACGCUCCUAUGAACCCUAAACACAAGUGUGAGCUUUGGUGAUGUUUAUCAGCAAGGAGAAAAUGGACGUUGGGGAGAAAGGAAUGACAAAGUCUCUACUGACGGGGAACGCAAGAACCACUGAAAGUCCUUCUGCCUUACCACUUAAUGCUUAUCAGGAUCCUUAUCAGGACAGAAUGUACCUGCUUUGCAUGCAGGAUUGCAAUCUUCAGUGCUUCUCCAAAAGACCUGUUGGUUUAAGCUAGCAGCUUUCCCUGAAUUAAAUGUAACUAUGAAUGCGCUUUUUGAACACUGGAAAUCCAAAAAAUGGUUACAGAAAAUGGGGGAACCACUCUCAAAUCUUGUCAUCUGCUUGUUUGUCACAUGUGGUGAUAAAUAAGCAAAGGGCUCUUUCUUUUUCCUGUAACUUUUCACUGUGCUUAGAUCUUCUGCAAUUUAUUGUUAUUGUGUUUUAUUUAUGCUCACAAUUUUUUAUAUGAAAGUGAAACAGGGACCUGCAAGAUUUUUAAUCUAAUGAAACGGACAACUCUUAAUGUUAAUUAAGAAUGUUGUUAUUUGUGUAAAACUACAGUAACUGUAAUUACAUUUUAAUAAUUAAUUUUAAAGCUGAAUUACAAAUAUUUUAUGUACUAUCUGGUCAAACCGUUACAUUUUAUAGAGAUGCUGACAUGAAAUUGUGUUCCGUUGCUGCUGUUUGGAAUUAAGACAUUUCCUGCAAAACAGUUACUACUUUUCUUCCUGCAGAAUUUAUGGUCCUUAACAAUUAUUCAAGAUUAAGUGUUUGUCACAAAAUAUUUUGUAUAGUAAAACCAAUCUUUAAAAAAA